AUGGGGGGAUUCGUCGAUGGAAUCGAAACAUAUUUGGGCCUCAUCGGCUGGCGCAAGAAAUGCCUCUACACCCUGUUACUCCUCCUAAUGCUCCUGAUCAUCACAAAUCUGGCACUGACGCUCUGGAUAAUCAAGGUUAUGGAGUUCUCCACGGAUGGAAUGGGCCAGCUGAAGAUUGUGCCCGGUGGCAUACAAUUGUCCGGUCAGGCGAUAAUCAUGGAUAUGCUACGCGCAUCCACCAUCCGUUCAAGGCAUGGCCAGCCCAUAGCAAUAGAAUCAUCACGUAAUUUUUCAAUCAGUACACGUGACCCGAAUGGUAUGCUCGAGAAUCAUUUAUUCCUGGGACACGAUAAGCUCGAAUGCCUGUCGUCGGGAUUUCGCAUCAACGAUACAAACGGACGAAAUUUAUUUUCCGUAAAUCGAAAUGAAGUCACAAUCGGUGCGCACGCGUUGCGCAUUGACGGCGAGGGAGGUGCCAUCUUUCGGGAAUCCAUACAGACGCCACACGUACGCGCCGAACCAGGACGAGAGCUCAGGCUGGAGUCGCCGACACGUCAGUUGGAGCUUACUGCGGCCAAGGAUAUAAACCUGCAGUCUCGAGCCGGUGGCAUUGAACUGUUGGCACUGGAGGAUGUAAAACUUCGCGCUCUCGAAGGCAGCUUGCGCUUGGAGUCGUCGAAAAUUUUAAUGCCCAACCUGCGCACCGCCCAGCCGCCCAUUAUGGGCAGCGCCCAGAGUCGCGAUCACCUGCAUCGAGUAUUCCAGUUGUGCGCCUGCUCCAAUGGGAAACUGUUUUUGGCGGCCCCGCAUUCGAUAUGCGCCGGAGACGACUCCACGGUUUGCAGAUGAUUGGGCUGGUAAGCCGAUGUGGUUGAUACAUACAAGUGUAUUCAAGAUUGCCGCCGUCGUAGCUAUAGUAGGUUUUGAUUUAUUUAUGCAUAUCGAUACCAGUAUAUCGAUAAAGAUAUCUUAUGGGUAUACUCGUAUAUAUUGUAGUACAUGCCUACAUACUCGUACAUACUCGUGCAUAUAGAGGUGCAGUUGUUGUUGUUUAUAGUUUAUGUUGUAAAUACUCGUACAUACAUAUCGUAUGCUUACAAAUGCGAACACACAUACACACUCGUAUACUCGUGUGCAUAUCGAACACUCAAUUAUCCAUACAAACAUACAUGCUACGAGUACAUAUGGAAAUAUUUAUGCGAAAUUUCAAAUGGUUAGCACUGAAAUGGAAGCAAAUAGGAAAGUGCAGCCAGUAAAGUAAAAGCAUGCAAAUAAAUAAUUACGAAAAUAAUCUAUGGGCGCAAAUGAAAACACGUACACGAUGCAGGCACACACAAACACAUACACCGAACACCACAGUUGUUUCA
Scaptodrosophila lebanonensis is the source of this 1367-nucleotide messenger RNA. RefSeq names its product delta-sarcoglycan. The record is from RefSeq and is a predicted model, not a curated record. NCBI's taxonomy places the organism in Eukaryota, Metazoa, Arthropoda, Insecta, Diptera, Drosophilidae. Bases 1 to 849 code for a protein of 282 amino acids. The transcript has 5 exons. Gene Ontology annotation, cellular component: sarcolemma; sarcoglycan complex. Gene Ontology annotation, biological process: heart contraction; cardiac muscle tissue development.